AUGGCCUCCACCGGGUACUGCGUGGACAGGCUCCGAGCAGGGCCGUGGCCGCGCCGUGGGGCCGGCGAGUGUGAACCCAACCUUGUGUUAGGCACGCUGUCCGUUUUUGAUCAUGUGAAACUUUUCAUCUAUUUUGAGCAACCUCUUGGGCUUUGUGAGGUUUCCGGCAUCUUCCAGGAGGGAAGGUCACAGCUGGGCCGGAGAGAGGGACCCCGGCGGGGGGAGCCCGGGGGGCGGCGGGCUGUGUCUGGCGCUGGGGAAGGCGGCCUGGCAGGGCCCGGGGGUGAGGACGGCCCCUUCCUCGCUGCCAGGUUCUACUGGGACUUCACCAUGCUGCUGUUCAUGGUGGGGAACCUCAUCGUCAUCCCGGUGGGCAUCACCUUCUUCAAGGACGAGACCACGGCCCCGUGGAUCGUGUUCAACGUGGUCUCGGACACCUUCUUCCUCAUGGACCUGGUGCUGAACUUCCGCACGGGCAUCGUGAUCGAGGACAACACGGAGAUCAUCCUGGACCCCGAGAAGAUCAAGCGCAAGUACCUGCGCACGUGGUUCGUGGUGGACUUCGUGUCGUCCAUCCCCGUGGACUACAUCUUCCUCAUCGUGGAGAAGGGCAUCGACUCCGAGGUCUACAAGACGGCGCGGGCGCUGCGCAUCGUGCGCUUCACCAAGAUCCUCAGCCUCCUGCGGCUGCUGCGCCUCUGGACGCGAUCGGAUGAUCGCCUGAUCUUCCACAUGACCUACGACCUGGCCAGCGCGGUCAUGCGCAUCUGCAACCUCAUCAGCAUGAUGCUCCUGCUGUGCCACUGGGAUGGCUGCCUGCAGUUCCUGGUGCCCAUGCUGCAGGACUUCCCGCGCAACUGCUGGGUCUCCAUCAACGGCAUGGUGAACCACUCGUGGAGCGAGCUGUACUCCUUCGCGCUCUUCAAGGCCAUGAGUCACAUGCUGUGCAUCGGAUACGGGCGGCAGGCGCCCGAGAGCAUGACCGACAUCUGGCUGACCAUGCUCAGCAUGAUCGUGGGCGCCACCUGCUAUGCCAUGUUCAUUGGCCACGCCACCGCCCUCAUCCAGUCACUGGACUCUUCGCGGCGCCAGUACCAGGAGAAGUACAAGCAGGUGGAGCAGUACAUGUCCUUCCACAAGCUGCCCGCCGACUUCCGCCAGAAGAUCCACGACUACUACGAGCACCGCUACCAGGGCAAGAUGUUCGACGAGGACAGCAUUCUGGGCGAGCUCAACGGGCCCCUGCGGGAGGAGAUUGUCAACUUCAACUGCCGGAAGUUGGUGGCCUCAAUGCCAUUGUUUGCCAAUGCUGACCCCAACUUUGUCACAGCCAUGCUGACCAAGCUCAAGUUCGAGGUCUUCCAGCCAGGUGACUACAUCAUCCGUGAGGGCACCAUCGGCAAGAAGAUGUACUUUAUCCAGCACGGUGUGGUCAGCGUGCUCACCAAGGGCAACAAGGAGAUGAAGCUGUCUGAUGGCUCCUACUUCGGGGAGAUAUGCCUGCUCACACGGGGCCGGCGCACGGCAAGCGUGCGGGCUGACACCUACUGCCGCCUAUACUCGCUGAGCGUAGACAACUUCAAUGAGGUACUGGAGGAGUACCCCAUGAUGCGGCGCGCCUUUGAGACCGUGGCCAUUGACCGCCUGGACCGCAUCGGUGAGCGACCUAACCCUGGCAGGAGGGAGCCCGGGUGA
Messenger RNA from Galeopterus variegatus (Sunda flying lemur), 1695 nucleotides. It is a transcript of the gene HCN2, whose product is annotated as hyperpolarization activated cyclic nucleotide-gated potassium channel 2. Gene Ontology annotation, cellular component: membrane. The transcript has 8 exons. The record is from RefSeq and is a predicted model, not a curated record. Gene Ontology annotation, molecular function: voltage-gated potassium channel activity. NCBI's taxonomy places the organism in Eukaryota, Metazoa, Chordata, Mammalia, Dermoptera, Cynocephalidae. Gene Ontology annotation, biological process: transmembrane transport; potassium ion transport. Bases 1 to 1695 code for a protein of 564 amino acids.